Molecule: messenger RNA, 468 nt
Organism: Gongylonema pulchrum
Lineage: Eukaryota; Metazoa; Nematoda; Chromadorea; Rhabditida; Gongylonematidae
Source: the annotation of a GenBank genome assembly
GGCAAAAUUCUUGGUGACAACAGCCGGGAUGGUAUUGAGCUGCAGGACGGAACAUUAAUGAUGAUGAUUGGUAGUGGCGGAGCUGUACCAUGUCCUCCUUCAGCAAAACGUCCCACGGAGAACGCCGAAGAUGACGAGAUGGAAGCUGAGGCAUCAAAAACAAUUGAAAUGCCAGUUGGUCUCAAAAAUUUGGGUAACACAUGCUACAUGAAUGCCACGUUGCAAUGCUUAAAAGCAAUACCGGAGCUGCGCGAAGCACUAAGCAAAUACUCGGGAUCUCUACCAGAUGUGACAAGUGCUGUGGCCAGUGGAGAUGGUGGCUCAAAAGCGGUUACAGUCGCUGUUCGUGAUCUGUACCGCAUGAUGGAUGACGAGAGGGCAAAAAGCCAUGGCAGUGUUGUUCCGCUUGUUAUGAUCCAGGUUAUUCAUUUCAGUGUUGUUGAAGUCGCAACUCUGCUAUAUCCUUAA